UCGUUAAAAUAUUUGACACAUGGUAUUAUUUAUUAUUAUAUUGGUUUAUUUUCUGUUUUUGCUUUACUAAUACUAAACUACAUGAACAGAAUUAGUUACAUAUGGGGGCGUUACACCUACUUCUGUGUUUUGUUAUUAUUGAAAAGAGCCUUGGAAGAGUGCUCCAAGUGAAACCAUCAGUUCAUGAGAAAAUGACAAAGGCUGAAAUUGCUCAAAUCUUUGGUGUUAAUGAACAUAGUAAAGUUCCAUUUUAUGAAGUUACUAACAUUUCGCAACAUAAUUUAUUUAAAUCAAAAGAUAAAGUGUUAGUAAAGUUUAAAGCUUUUGGUGUAAAAUUUCACCUUAACUUAAAGGCAAAAAAUGAUUUUAUUGCAAAGUCCCAUUUGGUAGAGUUUUAUAAUGCGAAUGGAACAGUUGAGAAGUACUCUGGUUUCACUGGUCAUUUUAGUUCUGGCUCUGUCAAUGGUGAUAAAAGUUCUUACGCAUCAAUUCAUCUCUCAGGAAAAGGAUUGAGUGGUACAGUUCAUACUAAAGAAAAUACCUAUGUUAUAAAUCCUUUACCAAAACGAAUUUAUGGUGGUGAUGCUAAACAUGCUAUUGUCUGGAAAUCUGAUCUACUAAACUAUCAUCAUUCAUCACCAAUGUUUUUGAAAAAUGAUUUAAAACAAUCAAAAAGUUCAAACAGUACAAAAAUUAAAAAAAGGCAUCGCCGUUCAUUACAAGCAGUUAAAACUAUGGAACUAAUGAUAGCAGCUGAUUAUAAAAUGGUUGAAUACUAUGGCAAAGAAUUUUUACCAAGUUAUUUGUUAGCUCUUGCUAAUAUUUUAUCUGGGUUGUAUCAGGAUGAUUCACUUGAUUACAAACUUAAUGUGGUAGUUGUUCGAACAGUUAUAUUUGAUAAAAACAUGUUUCCUGCUGCUAACAUUGGAUCAUUAUUGAGUCAGUUUUCUGAGUGGGUCAAUAAAAAUAAUGUUGCUGAUAAAAUUGUUGGUCAUGCUGACAAUGCAAUAUUGAUUACAAGGAAUGGUUGCACUGAUGGGUGUGUUCUUGAAGGUCUUGCAUAUACUGCACGUUGCCUGGAAAAUGCUCACGCUGUUGCAAAAGAUAGAGGGUUGAUGGCAGCAUUAACAGUUGCUCAUGAAAUUGCACAUAAUCUUGGUGUUACACACGAUAAUAGUGAAACAUGUCCUGAUGGUGUAAACAUCAUGGCAUCAGGCUCAUCAUCUGGACCUGGUGCAUUUAAGUGGUCAACAUGCAGUUCAAAUCAGAUUCGAUCAUUUUUAGAAUCACCAUCAUCUUCAUGUUUAAACAAUAUGCCUCCAGAGCUAUAUACUAACUCCGUAUUUCCAAUGUAUGGACAAGUUUAUAAUGCAGAUAAGCAAUGUCAGUUCUCCUUUGACUUUUCAUAUAAAUCAUGCUCGUUUUAUGAGUCUCAUUGUGACAAAUUAUAUUGCCAACAAAGUGGUUCUACUAGUUGUAGCGUUCUAGCUUACCCGCCUGCUCAUGGAACUUCUUGUGGAGCAAAUAAGUGGUGUAUAUUUGGUGCUUGUGUUCCUGAUGGUUCAAAACCUGCGUUACCUGUAGAUGGGCAGUGGGGAAAUUGGGGAAGUUAUUCACCCUGUUCACAAGAAUGUGGUAUUGGUGUACAAUGGAGGAAUAGAACUUGUAAUAAUCCAAGCCCAGCAAAUGGUGGACUGAACUGUGUUGGUGAAUCAAAAGGUCAAUAUAAAACAUGUAAUAAACAGGAUUGUUUGACAACGCAAUCUGUUCGCUUAAAACAAUGUCUAAAAAUUGGUUCUGAUUAUGUUGAUGUUUUUAAUGAGGAAAAGCCGUGCAAACUUAUUUGUAUGAUUGGAACUUCUGCAUAUUAUUUUGGUAAUGUUGAAGAUGGUACAGAAUGUAUCCCUGGCAGCAGUAGUAAUGAUGUUUGUAUUGGUGGAACUUGUCAGAGUGUAGGCUGUGAUAAAGAGCUUGGAUCAAAUAAAUACUUUGAUCGCUGUGGUGUUUGUAAUGGAAAUGGAAACUCAUGUGAGUUAAUCUCUGGAAGUAACUUUGAAGAAUAUUCAUCUGCUGGUCAAUACUUUCUUACUGAAAUACCUGAAGGGUCAUAUGGAGUGACAAUAAAAGAAGUUGGUGAUACUUUUAACUUUUUAGGGUUUUCGAUUGGAGAUGAAACAGAAUUAGCUAUCUCAUUACCUUCAUAUUCUACAACUUACAAUCUUGAAAAUACAACUAUUUAUUAUAGCAUGGAUGGUUGGUAUUAUGCAGAUGAAAUUAAAGUUAUUGAUAGACUUCCGAUGAGCAUUAAAAUUUAUCUGAUUAACUUUUAUGAAGUGCCAUCAGAAGGUGUUAUGUGGCAUUAUUAUCAACCUCCAACUAGCGUUUUAUUGUCUCCAGUUUUAGCAUGGAAAGGAGAAUCAUGGGGCGCUUGCAGUAAGACAUGUGGUGGAGGAAUGCAAACGCGCAAAAUGUUAUGUAUUCGUACAGAUGAUAAUUCAACUGUUAAUAUUGAAUCAUGUUCAUUACUUGACCCAAUAAAUGUAUUACAGAGUUGUAACAAUCAAAACUGUCCUGCUGAAUGGUAUGUUACUUCAUGGUCAGAAUGCACAAAAUCAUGUGGUAAUGGAACAUGGACUCGACAACUUUAUUGCUCCAUGAUGACUGAAACUGGUCGAUCAAUUCUUCCAGAUUCUGAUUGUAGUACCAAACGACCACAGAUGGACCUUACUGCAGUAUGUAAUGUUGUAAUGUGUCCUGCAGUUUGGCGCUCUACACCUUGGACUCAAUGUAGUAAAUCUUGUGGUGGUGGCUUAAAAACAAGGAAAGUAACUUGUGAAAGAGUUAAUUCAGAUGGCAGUGUUGUGAAUGCACCACCUCUUGAAUGUUCUUACCUUGCUCCAAUUGAUUCUAGUCAACAAUGCAACAAUGAUAUUCUUUGCCCUGUUUGGGUGCUUAAUUUUACUUCUUGUUCAAAAAGUUGUGGGGGAGGUACAAAAACACCAUUCUUGUAUUGCUAUUCACCCUCAAUACAGAAUCUUUUGGAUUCACAAUGCAAUGUUACUAACAAACCUGUUAUCAAAUUAGAUGCUCAACAGUGUAAUCAAGAGCCGUGUGAUUAUAAUAAUUGGGUGGUUGUUAAAAGCCAGUGUAGUGUAACAUGUGGAAAAGGUUUGCGAUCUUUACAUUUGGAGUGCCAGAAUAAUGCAACUGGUGUAGCUGUCUCAGAGUCUUCCUGCUAUGAUAAGAAACCAAUUAUAUCAUUUUCUGAGGAAUGUGAAGUUGGUUUGUGUCCAGAAAUUUUCGAGUGGAAAAUAAAACACAAUGGUUGUAGUCUUAGUUGUGGUGGAGGUAUUGUUCUGUACAAUUUGGUUUGCGUGGCUUUAUCAACUAAUCUUACUGUAUCUGAUAUAUAUUGUGAUGUAACUAAAAAACCUACUGUGCAUUUUGAUGCAUGUAAUGAAUUACCUUGUCCUAUAAAAUACAUCUGGGAUGUUUCUUAUGGAGCUUGUUCUGUUACUUGUUUAAAAGGGGUAAAGGUUCCUAUUUUUGAAUGCAAACGUGAAACAGACAAGCUUACUGUAAAUGCAAGUUUUUGUGAUCCUGUAAAAAAUAUGAGUCUUGAGCAGAUUCCUUGUGACAUGGGUGAAUGUCCUCCUGAAUAUUCUUGGUUGUCCAUGACUUCUCCAUGCUCUGUAACUUGUGGAACAGGAAAAGAAACAGUUUCUAGUGUAUGUGUACGAAAUAUUGAUCAAGUUAAAUUUGAUGAUGCUAUGUGCAAUUCUAUAAUUAAACCUGUUGAUAUUGUUCGUACUUGCAAUAUGGAGAAAUGUUUAGCAAAUCACUAUUGGAAAGCUGAGUAUGGUGAAUGUGUUGCUGAAUGCGGGGAAGGUUUUAAGUUGAAAACACUUACAUGUGUAGAGCGCUCUACUGGAUUUAUUAUAUCAAUUAGUGAAUGCGCUGAUGAUCCAAUUCCUGUUGAUGAAGCUUGCCAGACGAAACCUUGCAUACCAGCUUUUGAAUCAACUGUUAUGCCACCAUCGUACUCAGUUGGUUGCUAUAAUGAUAUUCCUAGUUCUCGUCGCGUACCUGUAUUUCUGUACAACUACAGGGAUAUUUACACAAGUACAAAUGCAAGUUAUAUCAUUCAACAAUGCGCACUCAAAGCAUACAUCCAUGGCUAUGAGUAUUAUUCACUUCAAUUUAAUGGUGAGUGCUGGGGUGGAAAUGAAAGUGUUGCCAAAACAUAUUACUUAAGUGGUGCUGCAUAUAACUGUAAAAAGGGAGUUGGAAAUGAUGGUUCAAAUUUUGUUUACAGAAUCGGUGCACCUGUAGUAACAAAAAGUCUUCCUCCUGUGGUGAUGUUAGGAUGUUUUUCAGAUGAUUUAAAUUUACCACGACCAUUGCCCUUAUUGCUUGAUAGUUUCAAAGAAUCUUUAAAUUGGAACUUAUUAAAUAUCAACGAAAUAUUGAGACUAUGCGCUUUGUCAACAAAUCGUAGAGGUUGGUCUGUGUUUGGGUUGCAGUACUAUGGUGAGUGCUGGAGUGGUGAAAGUGCAAGUAAUUCGUACAAUCGAGCUGGUGAAUCAUAUGAUUGUAUCGACGGAAUUGGUGGUGUAAAUGCGAAUUCCAUUUAUAGUUUUUAUGAAUGAGUUGCUUUACAAUUUUUAUUAUUAAUAUUCCACCGUAGACAUUUAUUUUUAAAA
Molecule: messenger RNA, 4703 nt
Organism: Hydra vulgaris (swiftwater hydra)
Lineage: Eukaryota; Metazoa; Cnidaria; Hydrozoa; Anthoathecata; Hydridae
Product: A disintegrin and metalloproteinase with thrombospondin motifs 6
Biological process (GO): extracellular matrix organization; proteolysis
Cellular component (GO): extracellular matrix
Molecular function (GO): metalloendopeptidase activity
Source: RefSeq, a predicted model, not a curated record